Messenger RNA from Spirodela intermedia, 4921 nucleotides. The record is from the annotation of a GenBank genome assembly. Lineage: Eukaryota; Viridiplantae; Streptophyta; Magnoliopsida; Alismatales; Araceae.
AUGCCCGGCAAGGCUACGAAAAAACGGAAAUUCAGGAUAAACUCCGUGGAGAACGGACCCUCUGGUGAUACACAUGCAGAUAGAAAGUCUUCUAAGGCAUCCGAUGCAAAGAGAAAGAGGGUGAAACCCGCUGGUCAUAGAGAGACAGAUAGAAAGUCUCCUAAGGCACCCGAUGCAAAGAGAAAGAGGGUGACCUUUUCAGGUCAUGUUGAAGUAUUUCCUUCAACUGCGGAUGAGAAAAGUGCUGGCAAGUCCAAUGAAGAGGAUUUGGUACGUGGCAAAAGGUUCUCUGAAGAAGAAGAUGAGAUGAUCAAGCAAGCUGUUCUUGAUUACAUAAAGGUCAGUUUCUCACACAAUUCAUUACAAGUAUGGUACUUACCUCGCUGCAAAAGUUAUGAGAGCUGUCGAUCAUGUUCCAUGGAGGGAUCCCUCCCUUCUCUCUCUGCCUCCCUCUAUCUUUACUUCUCCAAUAUUUACACUGUCAGUUUCUUUCUAUCAACCUUUAUGGUCCGUGGUUAUCUUGGAGCUUAGUCUUUUUCGAUGGUAGUUUUUUUGUGUUACAGCAUCUGGUGGCAUUUUUUUUGGGAUGCUGCUCGUAUAUGGCGUAAGCCAAUCACUCUAGCUUAUAAAAUUUGCAUGUUGGUAGGCGAGAUAUGUUAUUAUCAAUAGUUCUGUGGUCGACUGUUAUCAAGCUGUAUAGGACUUUGAAUGACUACUCCAUCGUGAGAGCUGACCAAAGUUUAUUUGUCCCUCUCUACAACACACUUUUUUUUUUUGGACUCUAGAAAGUUCGACUAUUAUAUGGAAAAUACGAUUAUCAACGCUACUUAUUGAUGAGAAAAUGGUAAUUACUUACCUGAUCUGUUGCUUAUUCUGUUUCCAAACUGGUACGCUCUCAAGAAGUAAAUUCAAAUUGGGAACCCAAACUUUUUCUGUUUCCAAGCUCGCCGUGGUUGCUACAAUGAGUGUCUGGGGUUUGUCUUUUCUUAGGCUUGAGUUGUGCUCUUCUUGUUGAACACAUAUUUUAUGGUUCUUGGGGUCGGUAUUUUAAAAUGUAUUAUAUAAAUAGUGAAUGCUAUGGUAACCUUGGUCUACUGAUUUUUAUUGUCUGGAGUGUUCUGUGAAACGUUGGUCAAGGUUGAAACCCAAUUUCGUUUGGUUCUAGGACGACUCGCCAAUGUUGUCACCGAGUGUUAUCUCUGAAAAAAAUGAUUUGAUGUGCACUGGAAUGUGUGAGCAUUGAUUGGCAUCUGCGCAGGCUUUGCAGUCAGUGUUCACUAAUUCUCUCUUCUAAAUAAAAAGGAGCUCGUACUCUACAGAAAAUUUAUAUAGAGCUCUGAAUUGAAUGCCUAGUAUUCCUUUGAUCAAUGCAUGAUCUUUGUCUUAGUACGGGCCUGAUGUACACUCUUUCAUGUGUGUUUCUUUCCAGGAAAACAACUUGGGUGAGGAUGGGCUGCAGAUGGUUCUCCAUUGUAGAUCUCAUCGGGAAGUUAGACAUUGUUGGAGAGAAAUUGGUAAAUGCUAAUGUCACAAAUAAUAGAGCAAUAGUGUCUUAACCACGCCUGCUUGCCAGCAUGUUUAUUGCACGUACUAAUUGGGUCCUUCUGAUCUAGAUCUUCGCUUUUGUCCUUAUUCCCUUAUUAGUGGCCCUCUGUCAAGAUAGCUUUUCGCAAGAAUUGCCAAAAAUUAACGGAUAUGUGAGGAGCCAGAUUGAACUCUCAACAAGCAUAAGUCAUCUGGAAUGAGCUAAGUCGUUGAAAAUCACAUUAUUUUAUGAAUGGAAUACAAUGAAAAGAUUGGCUGGCAAAUGCCAUUCUUGAACAUGUAAUCAAUAUAGUUAGAUAUGAGAAUGGUGACAAACAUCUCUCUUUUUUUGUUUAGUUGCAUCCUCUGACAGUAACUUUCUGCGCCUGCAGAGAGAAAAAACCUUCAAAUCCAGAACCCAUUUUCUGCAUCUCCAUGUUUUCAUACUUCUUUUCUACUGUCUUCUACAGCAUUAGUCUCUCUCUCCACACUGCUUCUAGCUUCCUGUGCUAAUCUUGAUCCUAUUGAUUUAGUCUUAUCGACUGUGUGGUCGUUUGCAGAGUUAAUAACCCUUGUCAUCGUAUAACCUUUUCCCAGAAAUGUGCCCAUCUACUUUCUCACGCAUUCUGAAAAAUCGAUUGAUGGAUAUGAGAUGGAAAUAGCAUGGCCAUGACCCGCUCUGAUGUAUUGCAAUUCGGUAAUUACCUUUAUUGUGAAAUUUGCUUGCUCCUCAUCAUUCUUUUUUGGUGAUUUGAAGGAACCGCUUUACCUUGGAGGCCUCGGCAAAGUGUAUACAAUCGAGCACAAAAUCUGUUUCGAAGGGGUGAGAAACGAAAGUGGAAACCCGAAGAAUUGGAUCUAGUCCGAAGGUAAUUUUCAUUAUUGAGUCUCCUUAGGCCUCAAGCCAGCUUAGUAUCACAGUGUGGAUAAGCUUGCACUCAUCAUGCAGACUUUGCUUGUGCCCAGCACGCAUCAAUGGCUUUUAUGCAUUCAGAGUGCCCUUUAAUUCUUUGAAUCAUGAAAUUUUCAAAUCCAGGUAUCAGGAUGAGCAUGGAUCAAAAUGGAAGGAGAUGGCCGAGCUGCUUGGCAAACACAGAACUCAUGUCAAAGAUGCAUGGAGAAGAAUAAGAUUGGCUAGUCCAAAGAAAGGUACGUGAGUUCCUUGGCUUGAUUUUUUUUCUUCGUCAUUAUCUUGGCAUGCAGAUGUAAAAAGAGCUGUAAUUGUCAGCACCAUUUUCGGUGGCAAUUAUCUCACGUUCAUGCCAUUCGCAUUGUUUAUUCACUAAAAUUAUAAAUAUUUUAAUUUGCUAACACCAUAAUUCAUCCAACCUCAUGAUGCAUACAUGGUCAUGAAUUUGUCUGGUAAAUUGCUGCCAUGCAUCUUGCGUCAGUGGUCUUCGUCACUCUGUGUUGCUAUGAAAUGUCCCUAUUAUUUCGCCAACAAACCAGACGUACCAGGAGGUUUGGUGUUUUCUGGUAUUUUCCCCUGAUUUAUCUUGCAUAGUAUAACAACUGUUAUAAAUCGGAUAUCAUGGACCAAAGGGCGUAUGAUGUAAGUCUUGCCGAUCACAAUAUGCCAGGAAAUCGAUCAAAUUUCUCUUGAUCGUUUUUUUUUUUUUUCGACCAACCAUUCCACGCAGGUCCGUUAUGGCAUUCUUAUCGCUCCGGGUCAAUGGCAUUUCAGGCCUUGUUCACGUUCAUCUUCUUCCACUUGAUAUUCGUCUGCAGAUUGCUGCCUGUCUUCCUCCACUCCCUCUCAUUCGAUCUUCUCUCUCCCUCGUUAUCUCUUACUGGAUGUGUAGGAAGAUUUGUCUCCUUACAAUGCAGUGCCCAUGUAGAACCAUCUCUUUAAUUUGCUUUUCGUAUGCGCUAACAACUGAAUCAAAUAUGUGGAUAAUCGCGCCUGUUUUCUUCAAAAUUUUAUAACCUAUUUUGGAUAUUUCCCUGCUUUCUCUAUAUUUUACCCAGUUGAGAUUCUUGUCAAACGGAAAUGGAUCAUACCCAUUUGUUGAUUCCACCUUUCCUGCUGCCAUUCCUCCCAUCUAUGCAUCUUAUUAUGGAUAAUUUUGCUGAUUUAUUAAUUACGAUUCAAGUUUCGGAUAUUUCGAAGUCCAUUUUUUUCAUCUUCUUGAUACCUCUGACGCCAUCAGAACGGCGCCAUCUGCCCAGCAGCAAAAAUGGCAUGAUCAGCCUUCGAACCGUGUUGAUUCUGCUUUUAGUCGCCAGAUCACCAUUCAGCUGCUAGAGCUGGGUUUUGCAAGGUUUCUUCUGGGCGAUUUGACUCUGGGCAGCCUUAAUCUUCCAAUAAAAAGGAAGUCCACAUAUCUGAUAUAGCUGGAUUACCUGAAAAAUACUGCUCUUGCGCAAGAAGCAAGUUGUUAAUUUGAUUCAGUUUUGAACAACCCAAAAACAUCAUCCGACUGUUGUUCCAGAGGAGUUGCUCAGCUUGUUUUCAUCGACUCCGAUGCAGGGAAGUGGAGCCAGGAGGAGUACCAGACUCUGUUUGAUCUGGUAAACAUGGAUCUGCAGUUAAAAGCCUUUGAGGAGAAGCAGACCAAGCACGGAAUGGUUAUUAUUAGCUCUUUCUCCCGCCCAAAAUCCUGCAUCUUCCAUUCGUGAUCCUCAUCAUUCCCACCUAUCAAUCUCCCCUUCCUCUUUGGCAGCUGAGGGAGAACAUCUCGUGGGGAGCAAUAAGCCAGAAGAUGUCUUCUCGCUAUGAAAUGGCCUGCUGCAUGAAAUGGUAGGAUACUACCGAAGCUCAUUCCUCCUCAGAUCGUCGCACUGAUCCCAUCUUGCGGGAGGUGUUCGGAGUUGACUUUUUCUGGUGGGGGGGGGGGGGGGGGGGGGGGGGAAGGGGCUAAUGUUCUUGGGAAUUUCUCAGGUAUUCGCAGUUGACUUCUCCCAUGGUCGCCCAGGGCCUCUGGGCAGAUGCCGAUGAUUAUCUCAUGAUAGACGGGUAACGUCCUCUCAUUCUGCGUUCCCUCCGACAUCGCUUGUACAUCUGCGGGUAGAAUCUUCCCUGAUUUGGAUUUGGAUUUGGAUUGGCCUGUGUGUUGUCGCCGAGGCAGGCUCCUGCAGCUGGAUGCGUGCUGCAUAGAGGACGUUGACUGGGACAAUCUUCUCGAGCACAGGUGGCUGCGCCCGUCGGACAUGAAUGCUCCCUGCUGUUCGUCUCCGCCCCAUUUUUGGUAAAGAUCUCUGAACUUCUGCCCGCUGACUUUGUCCCAGGUCCGGGGAGAUCUGCUUGAAGCGGUGGAGGCAGAUGGCGAGGCACAUCGGCGGGACCAGGGAGAGGUCGUUCAUGGAGCAGGUGGAGCUCCUCGCCACCCGCUACUGCCCCAACAUGCUCGAAUACCGGACGCAGAGCUUGAAGAAGUCCGCCGAUGGCUCAGACUGA